UCCUGUUUUAUUCACAGUGGGGCUCGCUGUCAGGCUGCAGCUCAGACAAACUCCACGCAGAGUGUUUCCGCGUUGCGUUCGUGACAUCUGAUCUAGUCCGUUUUGCGCACUGUCUGCUUGCGUAAAUCUAAUGAAUUAGAAACGACGCGCCUUUUUCUGCAUGAAUUUACGAUUAUUAAAUGUUUUUUUCUCUUUCUACUCCCGCUUUUUAAUUUUGAAAUAAAGCUUCUUUUGUCCUCAUGUCGAGAGACGCGCACUGAGAUCCACUUCUCUGGUGGAAAAGGCACUUUUUACGCGCAAUGGCACAGGACCACAGCCGUGGAUUUUGAACUAAUGGAACUUUUUUAAUUAUUUAUUUUUAAGAAGACGACGCAGAUUACCUUACGCACUGGAUUAUCCUCACAUUUACAGACUUCUGCAUUUUUAACUCAUGUCUUUGUUCUGUCUGUAAUAUGACAACCAUGCCUUUAUUAUUAUAUAUAUGCGUAAUGCGCACAUUUUCUUGUUGUGUUGGUGGAGUUUUGUGAACAAUAAACGCCACUGAAAUGGAAACUGGUGUUGGUGACAUGUACCUUCAGGGUGUCUGGUGUCGCUCACACCCUCAGCCCAUCCCAUUACAACAGAACAGCAUUGUGUGUUUAUAGGUGCCUCCCUACUGUCAUUUCUAUCAGUUGUAUUUGUCUUUGUUCAUCAUCACGGGCAGAACUACCUAUGCGUGAAAUUUACUUUGGAAAUAAAACUCACUCAUCCACUCAUCAGAGCAUCUCACUCAGCAUGUCAUCCAAAUACAAGCUCUUAAUUUUUCUGCUGCUUGUCACUGGGGUCUGUCUGGUAUUGAGGGAAAUGAGACCAGACAUUUCUGUCAGUCUUCCACUCCCUACAUCCUGUCUAUGUGACAAGUGCUUAAAAGAUGAUGAUCCAUGGGUUAUGAAGCAUUAUGACACAUCUGUCGAACCGUUUUUGACAACAGACUUAAAUGUCUCAGAAGAAAGUUUUAAAUGGUGGAAGAAUUUACAGACAGAAUCCCGCAGCUACGAUGUCUUUAAAGCAACAGUGGCCAGUCUGCUCCAGAUGUUUCCAUCCCCUCCACAUAAAUCCAGCUCCAGUAACUGCUGGACUUGUUCGGUGGUGGGCAACAGCGGGAAUUUAGUGGGGGCAAAUUAUGGACAGCUAAUCGAUUCCCACGAUGUAGUCAUACGGAUGAACAAAGGUAUGACCAAGGGCUUUGAAGAGGAUGUGGGGAGAAAAACAACACAUCGUGUCAUGUAUCCAGAGAGUGCGAUGGACGUGGAAAACGACACUCAUCUUGUCCUGUUUCCAUUUAAGAUAAUGGACAUUGAGUGGAUUAUGAAGGCUUCAACAACAGGUUUUUAUGGACGACGGUCAUAUGCUCCGAUAAUACCAAAAAUCAAAGUCAACAAAGAUUUGGUGAGGGUGGUCAAUCCAGCUUUCAUGAGAUAUGUCCAUCAUUCAUGGCUUGAAAAAACGGGCAGCUAUCCAUCCACUGGCUUCAUGACUGUGGUUCUUGCGAUGCACAUUUGUAACGAGGUCCAUGUGUUUGGUUUUGGAGCUGACAGCAACGGAAACUGGAAUCACUACUGGGAAAAACUCUGGAACAAAAACUUGAAAACCGGAGUACAUCCUGGGAAAAAUGAGUAUAAUAUUAUUGUACAGCUGGCGAAGACAAAAAAAAUAGAGUUUUAUAAAGGACACUGAUGUUUUUGUUUUUGCUGACUCCUGAAGGAUUGAAUGUAGUUUUUUUUGUAUCUAUCAUUUGCCGACGAAGAUACAGAAGGUUGCAGUUGAAUUGA
Sphaeramia orbicularis (orbiculate cardinalfish) is the source of this 1811-nucleotide messenger RNA. RefSeq names its product CMP-N-acetylneuraminate-beta-galactosamide-alpha-2,3-sialyltransferase 2-like. Gene Ontology annotation, cellular component: membrane. The transcript is spliced from 7 exons. Bases 712 to 1716 code for a protein of 334 amino acids. The record is from RefSeq and is a predicted model, not a curated record. Gene Ontology annotation, molecular function: beta-galactoside (CMP) alpha-2,3-sialyltransferase activity. Gene Ontology annotation, biological process: sialylation. NCBI's taxonomy places the organism in Eukaryota, Metazoa, Chordata, Actinopteri, Kurtiformes, Apogonidae.